AUGGAGAUUCGCCGAUGUCGCUCCAUUUCCCAGUCACGGGCCAGCGUGGGCUGUCUGCUUGCACUACUUAUCCUCGCUAAAAGCAGCCUCGUUUACGGGCAACAAGUGUCAUGCGUACGCCUUAUCACGUUCCUCGUUCCGUUUGCAGCUGACCAAUCAGAGAUCAUCUUGGAGCCCCAGCAACCUUCGCAAAAUGACACCUCACAAGCCGCUCCGCCGCCCACACCUGAAAUUCCGCCUGAAGCUGCGCCAGAAUCGCAACCUGCGCCGACUUCUGAAACGCCAGGAGAAUCCUUCAACGAGUCUACCACCGAUGUAACGGGAAACCCGCCGGAAAUCCCGCUACUGGACCAGCCAGUCGACAAGGUUGUCCCGUCUGACGUAUCUGACGUGUACAUCGUCCGCCUGCGCGCCGCCCCGCCAAUCGCGGGAUACACCGGCGGAAUCAACGGGAUUGCCGCCACGGCAGCAGAGGCUGUCAGAGACUCUGUGUCUGACGUCAUCAACUCUGUAGCUGGGCGGAUUCGCAGGGGACGUCGCAGAGCGAAUCGCCAAUCGACGCGACUGAACCUGGGAUCGCCAGCUGUCGCGCAGUUCAAGCAGUGGCUCGAUCGGCUGCAGGAUGGAGUUGCGAAUGACGUGUGCCUGCCGCGCGCGAAUGUACUGUACAAGGCGGCAGCAGGGAACAGCAACGUGCCCAUAGUGCUACCUCCCCGCAAGACAGCCAUUGGCAACGCCACCGGCAUGGCCCCCCGGGCCUUCCUCGCAGCCUACAAGGUCUUCUGGGGCAACGCCAACGCCGGCGGGACCACUGCCACGUAUGCUGACGUGGAGGCAGCAGUCAACGCGGCUGUCGCUGACGGGGUUGACGUCAUCUCGCUCUCCCUGGGCGGCGCAGACCCCAGUGCCACGUAUUUUAGCGAUCUGCCGUAUUUAUACGCGAAUCUGGCAGGGACGGUGGUGGUUUAUGCGGCAGGGAACUCUGGUCCGCCUCCUCUCACCUCUUCCAUGUAUCGAAGCAUCUCCAACUUCUCGCCGUUCUACCUCACUGUUGGCGCCAGGUGGGUUUCCAGGUGGGUUUCCAGGUGCUUUUCUAUCGGCAUCAGCCAUGCGCGUGUGGCGAGUGAUUCACCACCCCAGCCAUGCCUGACCCUUGUUUCCCUUUUCUAUUCCUUUCCUCUCCCUCCCUGCAGCACCAUUGCUCGCAGCUAUGUUUCCUCAGGCACGCUGGGCGACGGCACCAUCGCUCGCAGCUACGUUUCUUCAGCCACGCUGGGCGACGGGCGGGUCUUGAAGCUGUACGGGUUUGGCUCAGGAAAUGUGCCGGUGCAGAAAAUUGGGCUGGCGGAUGGGUUAGCAGCGCGGGCAGCUGGGAAGACAGAGACCGAGAAAUUCGGGUUGGCGGAUGGGUUAGCAGCACGGGCAGCUGGGAAGACUGAGACCGAGUGGCAUUGUAGCGGUGCAGAGGGGUUGGGGCUGGUGGAUGGGUUAGCAGUGCGGGCAGCAGGGAAGACUGAGACCGAGACCAGCACCGGCAUCAACAUUUCUCUUCUCCUCCCCGUCCUCCCGUUCCCCUCCUCCACCCGCCAGGGCCAGUACUGCUCCGCAGGCGCACUGAACACCACCAAGAUCGCCGGCAAAAUCGUGCUGUGCUCGUAUGGAUGGACCAGCACAGGCAGCAAGGCAGCAGAGGUUGCUGCGAAGGGCGGCAGGGCUGUGAUUGUGGUGGAUGUGCCACCUGCAGCGAGACCGUAUCCGAUUUAUGAGUCUCGGCUGCCUGUCAUGGGAGCAGAGGUGAACGAGACGAAAAUUUUGCGCUUGUACACCCGCACCAUGGUCAGCAUACCACUCCCCAUGUUCCUUGAAUACCCCACGCAUGCAUACCCCCAGCCAUUCCGCACGCAUGCAUUUCCCCUCCCAAGUUCUCUCCCGUCCCCUACCCAAAAGUCCUCCUCUUUCUCGCCCUUCCCCCCGCUCCUCCCCGCGCUCCCCCUCGCUCUCCCCUCCACCAGCCCGACUGCGUCCUUUUCCUACACCUUCAAAACGGACGUAGCUACCGAUCAAGCACCCGAAGUCGCGUAUUUCUCGUCUGCUGGUCCGCUCGUCAACCCCGCUGACGCAACCAAGCUCUCUUUCCCCACCAACGACAUCUUAAAGCCCGAUGUAAUUGGUCCCGGCGUUUCCCUAUGGGCCGCUGCGCGCUCCGCGUCCCUCGCAUCGGCUUCUACACCUGCGUACGCUAUGCUUAGCGGAACCUCUAUGGCUACUCCGCACAUGGCGGGAAUCGCGGCGCUGCUCGUCGAAAGAUACCCUGAUUGGACGCCGUCGCGAGUUAUGUCCGCGAUUAUUACUACAGCGAACGUCACUAAUAACAAAAACGGGCCGAUCGUAACGGGUUCUUCUGGAAAAGCGGCGACGCCGUGGGAUAUGGGAGCGGGACACGUCAACCUCAACGGUCUGAUGGACCCUGGACUCACUUUUGCCGCCAACGCUGCGGAUUUUUACAACUUUCUUGCCGGGCAGAAUUCGGUGACCGCCAAGUCGUUCGCGCCAAUUGGCACGAAGAUGUCCCCAACUCCGGCGUACGAUCUGAACCGCCCCACGAUUUCGGUCUCAAGGUUGAAUAAAACGGUGCUGGUGUCGCGAACGGUGCAGAACGUCGCGAAUACAGUAUCCAGCUACACUUCGACUGUCGUUACACCGCCUGGUGUUAUUACCGAGAUAACUCCAAAUCAAUUCACGAUCCCCCCAAUGGGGACUGUAACGUUCACUGUCCGCUUCACUGUCGCAACGGCGUCCCCUAGAAAUUUCCAAUUUGGAAGCCUGACAUGGAAGGACCAGUUUGGCCACGUCGUGCGGUCGGUGCUGGCGGUGCAACCUCUUUACGUGUAG
This is a messenger RNA of Closterium sp. Yama58-4, 2892 nucleotides long. The record is from the annotation of a GenBank genome assembly. NCBI's taxonomy places the organism in Eukaryota, Viridiplantae, Streptophyta, Zygnematophyceae, Desmidiales, Closteriaceae.